Syngnathoides biaculeatus (alligator pipefish) is the source of this 2921-nucleotide messenger RNA. RefSeq names its product tRNA methyltransferase 2 homolog A (gene trmt2a). Gene Ontology annotation, biological process: RNA processing. The coding region runs from base 305 to 2134 and encodes 609 amino acids. Gene Ontology annotation, molecular function: RNA binding; RNA methyltransferase activity. The record is from RefSeq and is a predicted model, not a curated record. The transcript has 12 exons. Lineage: Eukaryota; Metazoa; Chordata; Actinopteri; Syngnathiformes; Syngnathidae.
CUACCCGCCCUUGUUAGAUGCCAGGAUGUGAUACAAAGGAGACCAAGAUGAAUUAUUUCAAAACUAUCCCACUUACAAAAGGGUUUGCAAGCUUGUGCAACCACAUCUUCAUUUUUUUACUUAGUCUCUCGAUUUUAUUUUUAUUUUCAUUUAUUUAUUUAUUUUUUUAGUCAUGCAUUAAGUUCUAAAAUAGUUGUACAAUUUAUAGGUCACACCAAUGGUGUCUGGGGUCGGGGCUUUUAAAUGAGUGCUCUCUGUAUCGUUUUCUUUAAACCACAACUUGGCAUUUGAACUGCACGGAGUCAUGGAAGACUGUAGUAGCAGCCAUGUGACAGAAGCAGCGCCCCCAAAGGAAGGGGAAGCUGCUGAUGCCCUCUCUGACAACACAUAUGUCAGCACUGCAGGAGAAGGUGAGGUGACCUUGGACACCAGCAUUUAUGGUUACAUCAAGCAAGACCUUUUUACGUCUGAGAUCUUCAAGGUGGAGAUCCGGAAUCUGCCAAAGUUCAUUGGCUUCAAUGACCUGAAGAAGUUCCUAGCCAAGCAUGGCCUCAACCCGCACAAAAUCAAGCUUUUUGGCAAGCACACAUUUGCUUUUGUCACCUUUAAGAAUGAGGAGGAGCGCAACAAGGCCGUGAAGAUGGUACACGGCAUGCAGUGGAAGGGCCAGGUGUUAAGUGUCAAACUGGCCAAACCUAAAGCUGAUCCCAUCCAAAGGAAAAGGAAGCAGGAGGAGGCAGAAGGGCUGCUCGGGCAGCCUCCUUCCAAGCAAGCAGAAGGGAAUGACAAGGAGGAGCCACCGAGUGUCCAGAUUGCCAAUGUGGUGACUCCCCUGUGGAAUGUUCCUUAUGAGCAGCAGCUGAAGAGGAAGGAGGAAGAUGUGGUAGCGGUUCUGCAGAGGCUGGCCAAAGAGAUUGCAAGCACCAACAGAGCCAUGGUGCCCUGGCUCUUUGAGGGGAAAGGAAAACAAAACAGAAUGUGUUGUCCUCUGGAAGCUAUUUGUCCAUCCCCUACACAGACGGAGUAUAGAAACAAGUGUGAGUUCCUCAUCUCAGUGGGCGCGGACGGGGAGGAUAAGACUAUCGGCUUCCGCCUAGGGAAAUAUAAAGGAGGCUCCUGUGCUGUGGUGGGGCCGGCGGAGGUGUGCCACGUCUCAGCCGAGGCCAAGAAAGUUGUACACGCGUUUCAAAAAUUCAUCAGGUCAACGCCUUACACUGUGUAUAGUCCUGAAAUGUAUGAAGGACACUGGAAGCAGUUGACUGUUCGGACCACCAGGACCAAACAAGCAAUGGCUAUUGUGUUCUUCAACCCACAGAAACUUAGAGAAACAGAACUUGGUGCAUUAAAGAACUCCAUGAAGGAGUACUUCUCAGAAGGAGAGGGCAAAGACAGCGGCAUCACCUCUCUUUACUUUGUCAGAGAGGGCCAAAGGAAAUCUCCCAAUGUUGAAGACUUGCCCUGUGAACUGGUAGCAGGAGAUUCCUGGAUCCACGAGGAGCUUCUUGGUUUGACAUUUAGAAUUUCUCCCCAUUCAUUCUUCCAGGUAAAUACUGCAGGAGCGGAGGUUCUGUACUCUGCAGUUGGGGAAUGGGCACAACUUGAUCAGGACAGCAUAGUUCUGGAUGUGUGCUGUGGGACAGGAACUAUCGGCAUUUCUUUGGCAAAGAGGGUCAAGAAAGUAAUUGGGAUUGAACUUUGCCAGGAGGCAGUUGAGGAUGCCAAAGUUAAUGCAAAACUAAACGGGCUCAGCAAUGUCGAGUUCCACUGUGGGAAAGCUGAAGAUUUAUUCCCCAAUAUUCUCAGUGCUCUUGUGUCACCCAAAGUCACAGCCAUUGUGGAUCCACCGAGGGCGGGCUUACACUCCAAGGUGAUACUAGCCAUCAGGCGAGCAGAGCAUCUGAAGAGGCUGAUUUAUGUGGCGUGCAAUGCUAAGGCAGCCAUGAACAACUUCAUUGACCUGUGCAGGUCACCGUCCAACAGAGUUCACGGAGCACCGUUCCAGCCAGUGCGAGCCAUCGCUGUUGAUAUGUUUCCUCAGACCACACACUUUGAGAUGGUUAUGCUCUUUGAGAGAGUGGACUACAACUCCCAGCAGCAGAUGAACAAUCAGAAAGAAGCUCUAUCUUCAUCUUAGUUCCUUUGCAUAUCUAUGCUCAAACAUUGAAUUGUAACAUUUACAUUAUUUUGUGUUGAUGUCCAUCCUUUAAAUUGCUUACUAUCCCAAAUGCACCAAGUUUCCUUGUUUUAAUAAGUGUUUUACUCAUGCUUUCAAAUCAAUCACAAAAACUGCCUUUUACCAUCUGAAGAACAUAUCUAGAGGGAAGGCUUGUGUGUGUCAAGCAGACCAGAAAAAGUCCAUGCAUGCUUUUAUCUGAAGUAGACUUGACUCCCCAAAAAGAGCAUUAAACUGCUGCAGCUCACGUUCUGACUAGAAGAAAGCGGUCAGGGCAUAUAUCUCCAAUUCUAAAGUCCUUACACUGGUUUCCAGUCAGCUUUAGAAUAGAUUUUAAAAUUUCGGCUAUUGGUCUAUUAAUCACUAAAUGGUUUUGGUCCUGAAUAUAUGAAAGAAAUGCAAAUGGAAUACAAACCAAGUCGAGCUCUGACAACACAGGUCAAAUAGUGAAGCAGCAUUUACCUAUUGUGCUGCACACAUGGGAUAAGUUGCCAACUGAGGUGAGUUCAGCCCCAAGUGUGAAUAUUUUUAAAUCCAGGUUGAAAACUUUGCAUGCUUUUAAAAGUAUUUCAACUUAAUAUUUCUUGCACUGUAUGUUUUUAAAUGUGCAUUGUACUUUUAUUUUUCAUUUGUCACCACCGCCCCUGUGUAUUCAAAUGCUUCAUGUAACGCACAUUGAGAUACCUUGUGUAUUAAGUGCUAUAUACAUUUUUUUCUUUACUUAAGUUAGGUUCAUUCUAUUGAAAUU